AGGGCAAUUUCGGAUUCGCCCGUGGCGUUUAACCAGGGUUUUAACAAGGUGGAGAAGGUGAUGAAGGCGCUUCACCUGAGGCGGCUGCUGCUGUGGCCUCGGUUCCAGGAGCAAGUACGACAGUGCCUGGACGCGAACAAACCCGUGGUAUUCGAGUGGGAUCAGGAGCUGAGCGCCCCCAUGCGGCUCAUCCAGGCGGCCCUGCUGGACGUGAUGGAGGGGCUGAUGCGCGAGCUGAAGCGGACCAACAAGCAGCUGGACGCCACCGAGCUGGUUCUAGAGAACGGCGUGCUGCGCUGCUUCGACUCGCUCAUCCGGCGGCAGUUGGAACCCAUUUGGCACGCCGUGGGCUGGAAGACCAGGAGGAUUUGCAGCGACCUGCGCACCCUGCGUGAGCUGUCGCUGCUGCUGCUCUCCACCGACUGCGUGUCCUUCCUGGCGCACUUGGAGGGGCUCCGGCAGAGCGAGGGGACCGCCUGCUUGUGGCUCUUCCACGACGCAACCCACGCGAUAUACGAACAGGCCCGACGGAGGGUGUACAUCUACCGCCAGCAGCAGACCGCUGGUGGUGGUGCUGCGGGUGCUGGUGCUGCUGCGGGUGGUGCUGCGGGUGGUGCUGCGGGUGCUGCUGCGGGUGGUGCUGCGGGUGCUGCUGCGGGUGCUGCUGCGGGUGCUGCUGCGGGUGGUGCUGCAAGCGGCAAAGCCAGUGGGGGUGCUGCAGGUCGUGGCGGUGGUCGUGGCAGUGCUGCUGCCGCCAGUGGCAGAGGCGGCGGCAGUGGCACUGGUGAUAAAGGUGGAAGUUGUUGCGAGGUGGAGGCGGUUCUUGAGGAGCCGCCCAAGUGGGGGCUGCUGGCGGAUGUGCUGGCGGAGGUGCAGGGGCAGCGGAGCAGGCUGAGG
Messenger RNA from Astrephomene gubernaculifera, 897 nucleotides. The record is from the annotation of a GenBank genome assembly. Lineage: Eukaryota; Viridiplantae; Chlorophyta; Chlorophyceae; Chlamydomonadales; Astrephomenaceae.